CCAUAUAUAAUAGAUAAAUCUAUACUACAUCCAAAGUAUUUAAAAAACAAAUCAUUCGUUCUGAAAACACCAUGAGUGAUGAACAGGAGUCCAAUGGACCCAAUGUUCGUGGCCUUCAUCUGGGCGGAUCGGUGGGCUGGCACCGGCAUACGAUCUCCCGUGAAGAUACAAUGGCCGGGCUGGCCCUUAAAUACAAUACCAGCAUUGGCUUGAUAUGCCGGGCAAACAGGAUGCAUGGCCGGGAUGUCCUGCAGACGCGUCAUCACAUCUGGCUACCCAUACCGACAUCUCAAUGCCAAAUAUUUCAAAUGCAGGGACCAAUGCAAAUUGGUAGAGAGGAACAACAGGCUCUGUUCAGUCCCAGUCGCAAUUCCAGUCCAUGUCCAAGUUCUCGUCGCCUUUUACGCUUUGAGAACUCCUAUGACUAUUUACCGCAUUUCCAGCGGGAAAGUUCUCCGAAUACGAAUUGCCUGGCCGAUGAAAGUGAUCCCCUGUUGAUCUAGAACUAGAAAUUCCUGGCAUUUCCUCACACUAAAAAUUGAUCUUAAAAGAAGAGGUUUUCUUGUUGCGUUUUUAUGGUUUUUUUUACCUUUCUUUGCUCUCUGACAGAAAUAAA
Drosophila serrata is the source of this 616-nucleotide messenger RNA. RefSeq lists its product as uncharacterized. NCBI's taxonomy places the organism in Eukaryota, Metazoa, Arthropoda, Insecta, Diptera, Drosophilidae. The record is from RefSeq and is a predicted model, not a curated record.